ACGAGCUAUGAAAAAGAGAGGGAGAAGGUAAUAUCCCAGCAGCACCGAGGCUAGACCAAACCAGUAGGAGAGUGGAAGGAUGAGAGGAGGAAAGAUGGCUGAUCAGUGAAGGUCUCCAGAGAGAGAAAGCAGAGAGGAGAGGACGGAGAUGAACAGGGAGACGGGGGUGAGCAGCCAGCAGAGGGAACAUCCAUCAGCUCAGGCAGCCAUGCUCUGAGCCCUGGAGCAGCAGGGCUACACAGUCGCUGCACAGGCCCAGCAUCAGGCCUACCUCAGCCCUGCGUCCCAGCCACAAACACCAGGGCAGGGACAAGAGAAGAUCCACCACAAAUCAGCUGCCCGCAGGAGCCAUGAGGACAUCCAGGAAGGGCAGCGUGGAGAUGCCUGCAUUUGUGCGGCAGCUGGUGAAAGAGACAGAGAAAAAGAUGAGCUCUUUCUUCUUCAAGGGGAGCCGUGGAGGAGGAGCAGCAGAGGGGGAGAAGCCAAGGGAGGGGGAGAAGGAGGAGGUCAUCCCCAGCCCCUACCUGGACCGGCCGGUCCUGGACAAGCUGGCAGAGGAGGGCUGCGCCCGCUGGGGUCUCACGUACGCCCUGGGGAGCAUGCAGGGCUGGAGGGCCAACAUGGAGGACUUCCACAACUGUGUGCCACAGCUGGGUGGGGAGUUUGCAGACUGGAGCUUCUUCGCUGUGUUUGAUGGGCAUGCAGGCAGCUCGGUGGCCCAGCACUGCUCCCAGCACCUUCUGGGUCACAUCCUAGCCACAGGUGGAAUAGGACCAGAGGAUUCCCCAGAAAGGGUGAGAGGUGCCCUCGUCGAAGGCUUCCUGCACACUGACAAGCACUUACACUCAGUGGCACGUCGAGAAGGCUGGGAGAGAGGUGGCACCACUGUGACAGCCUCCCUCAUCUCGCCGUAUUACAUCUACUUCGCCAACUGUGGCGACUCAAGGGCCAUGCUGUGCCGGUCUGGCCAGGUCUGCUUCUCCACUGAGGACCACAAACCCUACAGCCCUCUAGAGAAAGAGCGUAUUGAGAGCGCAGGCGGCUCAGUGUCCCUCCAGAGGAUCAACGGUUCCCUGGCAGUCUCCCGCGCUCUGGGGGACUUCAGCUACAAGGGGGCAGAGAACAGAUCCCCCGUCCAGCAGAUGGUGUCCCCGGAGCCAGAGGUGUUUGUGGUGGAGCGCUCUCCAGCAGAUGAGUUCCUGGUGCUCGCCUGCGAUGGCGUGUGGGACACCAUCAGCAACGAGGAGCUGUGCGCCUUCAUCCAUAACCGGCUGAGCGUGUGCACUGAUCUGAGGGAUGUCUGUACUCAAGUCAUUGACCUCUGUCUCUACAAGGGCAGCCUCGACAACAUCAGCAUCAUCCUGCUGUGCUUCCCUGGAGCCCCCCAGCUGUCAGCAGAGGCAUUACACCAGGAGGCGGAGCUGGAUGACCUGCUGGAGUCCAAAGUGGCAGAAAUCUAUGAUGAGCUGUGUGCCAGGGGCGAGGAACCUGACCUGCUGUCUGUCCUCACAGUCCUCGCAUCCACCGUCAUACCAGGAUUACCACCAGGGGGAGGAAUACAGAGCAAAAGAAACUGCAUUAUUUCUGCCUACUAUCAACAAAGAGAGAUGCACGGGCCAUCAGUACCGAAUGGAGGCUCCUGAAAAGCUCCACUGGGUCUCAUCUCCGAGGAUCCGUGGAGGGACUGUAACUAAUGUUGAUAUUAGAAAUGAUUUCUUCGUGUGUGCAAUCUGACAAAAAGGAAGAUGGUAAACAUACGGGGGUGUUUGAUUACAUCAUGCUAAACAAGUCGAAUCUUGUCACAACAAAUACGAUGCAAAAAUAGAUCUAAAGCCUAAUACCUUUAUAUUUAUAUGAGAAGGACAUUUUGUAAAAACUGAACUCAGAAACUCUGACCCAGCAACAAACCUCUGCCUCAUAUUCAGUGAACAGACAGUACAGAUGAUGGCCUGUAAAGCUGAAUAAUAAUCAACUGUGAAAUUGUCCAUUUCCAUUGGAUAAAAUAAGAAGUGUUAGUACAGGUCGGGUUGUAUUUUAAAUAUGAUGUUUUAUGAACAUAUAUAUAUCGAAAGAAUUACUCAAAAUAAAACUUCUAUUUGCCUUUCACCUCCGGAAAGAAAACUGUUUCAGUAUCAGUAUUCAUUGGUUACUGCAGGGAAUGCUAACAGCUGAGCAGUUGAUGUAAGUGCACAAAUGUAUAUAUUUUUUUCCCUGUUGUUAGAAGUGAAAGGCAAAUAAACAAUGAUAGAAGUAUUUUAUCCUGAUGAGUGAGUCUCGACAUUCAGAUCGAGAAAAAUUACAUUUCACAUUUUAUCACAAGAUAACAAAGAUGUUUUAUUUCACUUUAUUUAGUUCUAAACCUGUAUAAUGAAAUCCACUUGACGGGAGUGUUGAAAUAAAAGUCUGAUUAUUUAAAAGAAAAAGGGCUACACAGAAUAUAUUGCAGAUUGAGUGUGAAGACGAAAUGAUUAAAAGUAUCCAAAUACCCUAAGAUCAAUAUUUACAGACAAACCAAUAUUUAUUUUAUAGAAAUAAGUUAUACGUGUUGUGCAAUCCCUUCUAUAGAUUAAUCACAAUUCUAAGCUGAGUCCUCAGUGUAUGUGAAAUGUAUUUUUUCCAUGGCUUUGAUAUGUACAGUGCUGCCUUAUUCAUCUUUUACAGUAUUUAAAAGACUAACACACAGAAUCAGUUUCAGUCAUUUCCACCGGCAUCAUACUGCAGUAUUAUAUUGUUUCAAUAAGUACUUCUGUGUAAAGACAUUCAAUGUUAUGAGCCAUGAUUGUUUUAAACCUAAAUAAAGAAUAUUUAUCUGACUGGAAGUGUUUUUACUCACAAUGAAAGAAAAUAGGAAAAAUGAAAAAUUUUCAGCAUUGCUAUGAAGCUAGAAACAUAAAGACAAUAUAUAAAGCGAGACCAUAAGGAAAAUUAGAAUUUGUCUCCACGCACUUAUCAAACAUCCAAAGCACUGACGAGAAUCCAUCGCACGUAAUGAUACAGGACUACACAGAAUGAAUGAAAAGCACUGUCUUGCAUAGUAAAGGAUCUCCUCCAACGAGCUGAGGAGAACCUGAAUCUUGCUCUCUGCUCUGUCAUGUGAUCUUGCCGACUAUAAGGACGUCCUCUAGAAGCCACGUUUGAUUAGAUGUGCUCCAACGACAACUCUGGAUCUCAGCGUGUCGUGUCUUGAUUACAAUGAAUUUCAAUGAC
Molecule: messenger RNA, 3207 nt
Organism: Platichthys flesus (European flounder)
Lineage: Eukaryota; Metazoa; Chordata; Actinopteri; Pleuronectiformes; Pleuronectidae
Gene: ppm1nb
Product: protein phosphatase, Mg2+/Mn2+ dependent, 1Nb (putative)
Exons: 6
Coding region: 351-1643 (430 amino acids)
Biological process (GO): protein dephosphorylation
Molecular function (GO): magnesium ion binding; protein serine/threonine phosphatase activity; manganese ion binding
Source: RefSeq, a predicted model, not a curated record